Molecule: messenger RNA, 441 nt
Organism: Acaulospora morrowiae
Lineage: Eukaryota; Fungi; Glomeromycota; Glomeromycetes; Diversisporales; Acaulosporaceae
Source: the annotation of a GenBank genome assembly
AUGAAAAAUUCUAACGAUACUCCGGCAUCUAAUAUAUCGGAUAAUACUUCAAAUUCUGAUGUUGCUCCUAAACGAAUAGAAAAUAGUUCCAAUAAUACACCCGAUGAUGUGAAGCAUCGAGCAUCCAGGCAACAAAUGGUGCAAAAAACAUCUUCCUCUUCUGAUACACAAAAUGUAAUUUCUACUGAAAUAAGUCCUAUUAUCGAAAUUACUCAUAAGAGUGAAACCAUUAAAUCAGAAUCAAUGCCUGCUGAUCAAGCACAAAAUACCGGAAUCAAAGUUCCAUAUAAUAAAAGAGUCGAGCAAGACUUAAGGCACGACUUGUCUGUGUUCAUUAAAGAGAAUAAUAAUAAAGUUAGUGAAGUAUUUGAUAUACAAAUUCCAGAAUUCUCGCUAGAAGCAAUCUGGAAUGAGGAUGCUCCGCACCUAAUUGGUAAUUAG